AUGGCGACUGAAGAUGAGCAAAUUGGUGCAACGACUACUACUGACAAUUUCACGGCUGGAACUGCCACUUUUCCUACUAUCGAUCACAAUCACCCAUUGUACCUGCAACCAACAAACACACCAGGUCUGCUAGGUAAAAGUAAAGUAGGUUUUGUCGAUGGGAGAUUUCCUAAAUCUAAAUUUGAACCCGAGCGUCAUAAUCUGUGGGAAAAGGUCAAUGCUAUAGUUCUCUCGUGGAUAAUGAAUGUUGUUAGACCAGGAUUGUUGAGUAGUGAGUUGUAUCCAUCUAGUGAUCAUACAGUUUGGGAAGAUUUGAAGGAGAGGUUUGAUAAAGUAGAUGGCUCGAGAAUACUCUAUUUGCAUAGAGAAGUUCAUACCCUGACUCAAGGAACUAUGAUUGUGACUGGCUAUUUUUCAAGGCUUAGAGAGCUAUGGGAUGAGUUUGAUACUCUCAUGCCCUGUCCUGGUUGUCCUUGCUCUGAAUCUAAACAGUAUACCCAACAUUUUGAGUAUCAAAGACUUCUUCAAUUCCUCAUUGGGUUGAAUGAAUCCUAUUCUCAGUCUAGGAGCCAAAUUAUGAUGAUGUCUCCCCUACGAAGUAUAAACAAGUCCUACUCUUUGUUAGUAAAUCAGAAAAGUCGAAGGAACCUCACAAGCAUAACACAAGUUGCUCAGGUCACUGAAGCCUUGGAGAAUGCUGUCAUGUAUAGCAGUAGGAAUGUGAACAAUGCUGGAAACUAUAGGCCCAAAAGGAAUCAAGUUUAG
Molecule: messenger RNA, 765 nt
Organism: Nicotiana tabacum (common tobacco)
Lineage: Eukaryota; Viridiplantae; Streptophyta; Magnoliopsida; Solanales; Solanaceae
Source: RefSeq, a predicted model, not a curated record